This is a messenger RNA of Aspergillus tanneri, 771 nucleotides long. RefSeq names its product SDR family oxidoreductase. The record is from RefSeq and is a predicted model, not a curated record. The transcript is spliced from 3 exons. Gene Ontology annotation, molecular function: oxidoreductase activity. Bases 1 to 771 code for a protein of 256 amino acids. NCBI's taxonomy places the organism in Eukaryota, Fungi, Ascomycota, Eurotiomycetes, Eurotiales, Aspergillaceae.
AUGGGGUUGAUGAUGGCGAAAGCGCUGGAAGCCAACGGUGCCAAAGUCUUCAUUCUCGGACGACGGCUGGAAGUCCCCCAAGAGGCAGCCAAGCAAUCAGACGACCUCCAAAAUGCGGUCGAUUACAGCGCCAACGAGGACGGCUACGUAAACCUUCUCGUGAAUAACGCGGGGAUUGCGACGCCGAAUCUCGGGCCGCACGCCUCACGCCGCAAUGCAAAGCGGGACGUCUCCGCGGUGCGGAAGUACUGGUUCGACAAGUCGUUUGCGGACUACGCCAAGGUACUGGAGGCGAAUACGAUCGCACCCCUGCAAGUGUCGUUUGCGUUCCUGGAGCUUCUGGACCAAGGGAACAAGGUGCGCGCCGAUCAGGCCGAAAAGGCGAAAGGGAGGAAGGACUACGUGCGCAGCCAGGCGGUGAUGCUCAGCAGUGUCGGUGGUUUCGGACGAGACAAUUCGGCGUUUAUCUACGGAGCCAGCAAGGCAGGGACGACGCAGAUGACCAAGAACCUGUCGACGUAUCUGAUUCCGUGGAAGGUCAGAGCGAACGUCAUUGCGCCCGGAUAUUUCCAUACAGAGAAGACGGAAGACUUCUACAAGAGCACUGGGGGAAAACUGCCUGCUUCCAUGGCACCGGAGGAGCGAUUUGGUGACAUCCAGGAGAUUGGAGGAACGAUCCUCUACCUGGCUUCGAAAGCGGGGGCGUACUGCAACGGCUCUGUGAUGUUGGCUGACGGCGGAUAUUUGGGUAAUCAUCCCAGCGCCUAUUGA